CACAGACCUGCUCCACGCAGUCGUCGGUACAGAAAUGACACGAAGUGGGACAAAAAUCACUCGACCCGGUACUUUGACGUAUCUUAUGGUAGGGUUCUCUGCUCUCCUAUUCCUUACAAGUACCAUACUAACAAUACAGCUGUCGGUACCUUUCCUGGUGGGUGUUUCAAAACAUUCACCAAAAAUAUCUUCAGGAGACGCACCAACGGUCAAAAACGUUGUACACGCUAAGUCUACGAGCACUUGGAAGGGAAACACUAAGAAUGUCAAACCAGCAGUCCUUGUUAGGAGUCUAGUGAGAAUAACUCAAAGUCUUCAUCAAGCUUCUAUGCAUGCUAAAAGCUUGAAGACAAUAUCUGCCCUGAGAAAAGCCACUGGUGAGAUCAAGACUUUGCUACGACAAUUGGGUCUCAGUUACGGAAACGUCACAGCGAGGGACGUCACUGCUCCGCGCAUGGUUUGUCCAGAGGAGUACCGAGGGACUAAAUAUGGGUCAGACAGCUAUGAAAAAGGUUUUGAGACGGUACCUUGCGAACACAGCAGACCUCUUUCUGAACUUAUAACCGUUUUAGUGUUGCUUGAUAGUUCUACCACGUCUGUGCAUAGUGUUGUGACGGAUAUUCAAGGGGUUAUUCCCGGCGUCAAAACCGUCGUAGGGCUGAAGGAGCCCCGAACACACGGGUCAGGAGCCAAACCAGACAAUGCACUCGUUACACAGGUAACAUACACGAUGGAGGAACCUGAAGGUCAGGUAUGGAACUAUAUGUUGGAAAGCGUACAGACGGAAUAUGUAUUGGUAGCACGAGAUGUGCACAUCUUCGAUAAAAACAUGCGCAUUGGUCGUUUAAUCCGUGUGAUGGAGAUGCUUGGAUUUGUGGCGGCGGGUGGUGCAACGCGCGAUUCGCUUGACGGUAAGUGGAAGCUCGGGUGUUAUCAAAACGGAAUGCGGAACUACACGGCAGUUUAUCAGGAAGGAUACGAUGAGUCCAUACAGGAGUGUGUGAUAUGCGAUUACACGGACGGACCAUUCGUAAUCAGCACCAAAACUCUUCGGGAAGAAUCCUUCGAUAGCAAAAUUACAGGCGUCGGUCACUUCCAUGAUCUAUUUUUACGCCUUGGCCAGGAAAAGUUAGUUGUGUGUUCCGAUUCAAUGUUUCAUGUUAGACCCACAAUAAUGCAAGCCACAUCAACGUCAUGGGAAAGUUUUGCAAGGAAGUGGGAGAUUUAUAAAUUAAAAUUUGUCCCGGGACUAGAAAUAAUAUUCAAGUGUGAUUUCAAAACGAGGCAAGCAUGCGCGUUCAAGACGAGCAGAUUACAACAUCCAUGUUGUGUAGCCGAUAUAGUUUCAAUGUUGAGUCACGUGGUGUCGCUGUGCGAAUCACGAGGUAUAGUGUACGAGGCAAGGUCAGGGACGUUGCUAGGGGCUGUUAAGCUAAAGUCGAUUUUACCUUGGGAUAUAGACGCUGAUUUAAAUUACCUUCUGUCUAACUACAGUAUCGUAAAACAGCUUGUUUCUCACUUUUCAUUUCCGGGCCACAGGUGUCAUGUGCAGAUAGCUCCCCAAUACGAUUAUAACAACACUUUGCUGUCAGCAAGCUUCCAGUUAGACAGUAACACCAGCUUUUGGAAAGUGGAGAUCUGGGGUAAGCCUUCGAGUUCACUUACCUCCUGUACAUACCGUACCGCAGUGAAUAGCGAAAACGGGCGCACUGUUAGAACUAGGGUAAACAUAAACAACAUAUGGGUACAAACCGCCUAUAAUCCUGGACUUUGGGCCAGAAACAGGUACGGGUCAGAGGUGUUUAGACAUGCGCAGCACUGGCGGAGUCUUGGUAAGCUCACGAGCUUAGAACCAUACCCAACGCAUGCGUUCUUGGAAUGUCCGGAACCAGGUCACCACGCAUGCCUGGACUUCUUUAAUACUGACGGUAACCUGCAGUUCUCGGAUCCUAUUCCUUGAUUUUUUUGGAAAUCAAUGCGACAUAUUAAAUUCAUAGGAGUGUAUUGCU
Mizuhopecten yessoensis (Yesso scallop) is the source of this 2009-nucleotide messenger RNA. RefSeq lists its product as uncharacterized. Gene Ontology annotation, biological process: protein O-linked glycosylation via mannose. NCBI's taxonomy places the organism in Eukaryota, Metazoa, Mollusca, Bivalvia, Pectinida, Pectinidae. The record is from RefSeq and is a predicted model, not a curated record. Gene Ontology annotation, cellular component: Golgi apparatus. Bases 35 to 1960 code for a protein of 641 amino acids. The transcript is spliced from 2 exons.